AAGCAGCUUCCUGCCCUACAGCCCGCGCUCGGCGGUCUUCUGCGGGGAGCUCGGGGAGCGGCCGGCACGCCGUGAGGAGUACGGUGCGGAGAGCAACCCUGCGACCCCGGCGCGCACCUCGCGGGGAAGGCUUCAGGGACGGCGGGACCGAGCCCCCGCGAGGAACGAAAAAAUAGGCAUCAAAAUUGGUCGACCCGAAAGCGGCCUUCGGAGUUGAUGUUGACACGAGUUGGAGUUGUUCAGUCGGACACGAGGCACUGAAGGCAGAGCCGAGUGCGCGUUCCCAGCUUGGGCGAUGCGGGUCGGCUGUGUGGCUCCGGUUGUGGCGCGUGUCCUGCCCCCCAGCUGGUCCACAAAACCGUGCUGACCCGAGGCCUGUCAGGUUUCUGCGGCUCCUGGCCCAGCUGUCUCAGAAUUCUGCACGAACACCCCAGUGUUCUUAAUGAGUGUUCUGUAUGUACUCUAGAUAGGCGUCCAUCCGUGCUGGUAACAUUGCCCAGUUGUGGCUUGCAUCUUCACUUUACUUAAGAUUACAGCCACGAUGCUGAGAAGGAUGACAAGGCUUCUCUCUGGGGCCCGGCAGUUGGACCCUGGACGUUUUUUGCACAGGGGGUCCCCCGCCCCUCAGAGCCUUGAUGCUCACCUGGAUGACCAGAGACCCAGAGCCGUAUCCUGUACUAGUGAGGAUGACCCGGCCAGGCAUGGGGAGCAGCACGCCGCUCUACACUACCACAUCCCCCUCCAGGAUCUGAAGACUGUGUUCCCCCAGGGCCUGCCCCCUCGCUUCAUCAUGCAGGUGAAGACAUUCAAUGAAGCUUGUCUGAUGGUGAGGAAACCAGCCCUCGAGCUUCUACAUUACCUGAAAAACACCAAUUUUGCUCACCCAGCUGUGCGGUAUGUUCUCUAUGGGGAGAAGGGAACAGGAAAAACCCUCAGUCUUUGCCACGUUGUUCAUUUCUGUGCAAAACAGGACUGGCUAAUAUUGCACAUUCCAGAUGCUCAUCUUUGGGUGAAAAAUUGUCGGGGUCUCCUGCAGUCUUCCUACAACAAGCAGCGCUUUGAUCAACCUGUAGAGGCUUCGAUAUGGCUGAAGAAUUUCAAAACUGCAAAUGAGCGUUUCUUGAGUCAGAUAAAAGUUCAAGAGAAGUACGUCUGGAAUAAGCGAGAAAGCACUGAGAAAGGCAGUCCUCUGGGAGCAGUGGUUGAACAGGGCCUGACGCGGGUGAGGAAUGCCACAGAUGCAGUUGGGAUUGUCCUCAAGGAGCUCAAGAAUCAGAGUUGUUUGGGUGCGUUCCAUCUGUUGGUGGCGGUGGACGGAGUCAAUGCUCUCUGGGGAAGGACCUCGCUGAAGAGGGAAGAUAAGAGCCUGAUAGCCCCCGAGGAGCUGGCGCUCGUGUGCAGCCUGAGGAAGAUGGUGAGAAACGACUGGCACGGAGGCGCCAUUGUGUUGACGCUGAGCCAGACUGGGUCUCUCUUUAAGCCAAGGAAGGCCUAUCUGCCCCAGGAGCUGCUGGGAAAGGAAGGAUUUGAUGCCCUGGAUCCCUUUAUUCCCAUCCUGGUCUCCAACUAUAACCCAAAGGAGUUUGAAAGUUGUAUCCAGUAUUAUUUGGAGAACAAGUGGCUUCAACAUGAGAAAGGAGUGGUCAUUGCAUUCCAACAUGAUCUGGAUCACGGAGCCUCCACACAGACGUUUCUGGGUGACACCAUGCUGCAGAGAGCACUGCCAGCUGUCCUUCCCUCCUCCCUCCCCCUGCCCACCAGCUCAUACGGAGGAAGGGAAGAAAGAGCUGCUGUUCCUGAGUGACGCCAACCCUGGGCAGCUGGAGCGGCUCUGCGCCUACCUUUAGGUCACUGCGCACAUCUGCUCCCAGCCUUCGCUGAAGAGUGACCAGAGCAGCCAGGAGAUGCCCUCCUGUUCCUAAAACUAGUUCAUUAGCUGGGGUUUUUCAUGUUAGGUAAUUAUGGAUUUUUCCCUAAAAUAAAUUAUCUUUCUUAAAA
Molecule: messenger RNA, 1998 nt
Organism: Canis lupus familiaris (dog)
Lineage: Eukaryota; Metazoa; Chordata; Mammalia; Carnivora; Canidae
Gene: DAP3
Product: death associated protein 3
Exons: 14
Coding region: 542-1804 (420 amino acids)
Biological process (GO): apoptotic process
Cellular component (GO): mitochondrial ribosome; mitochondrial small ribosomal subunit
Molecular function (GO): phosphoric diester hydrolase activity; structural constituent of ribosome
Source: RefSeq, a predicted model, not a curated record